Messenger RNA from Camelina sativa (false flax), 474 nucleotides. The record is from RefSeq and is a predicted model, not a curated record. NCBI's taxonomy places the organism in Eukaryota, Viridiplantae, Streptophyta, Magnoliopsida, Brassicales, Brassicaceae.
AUGACUGACCUUGGCCAACUACAUCACUUUCUUGGCAUUACCUUCACCCGUAGUAGCACUGGCCUCAACCUUCAUCAACGCAACUAUGCCACAGAUAUCAUUUCUUACGCCAGCAUGAGCAAUUGCAAACCUUGUCUUACUCUGGUCUAUACGCACGGUAAGUUAGCUGAAGACGAUGAGCCUCCUGUUGCUGAUCCAACGUUAUAUCGUAGUCUCGCUGGAGCAUUACAAUACUUCACAUUCACAAGACCUGAUAUCUCGUUUGCUGUUCAACAAAUUUGUCUCUUCAUGCAUGAUCUCUGGGAGUCGCAUUUCCAUGCGUUGAAGCGCAUUCUUCGGUAUCUUCAGGGAAAUCUUGAUCACGGGCUCCAUUUCUAUACGAAUUCCGCAACUACUCUUACUGCUUAUUCGAAUGCUGCUUAUGUUUCACCGAACUCUGCCGACUCACUCACUGCUCAUUCCGAUGCCGACUAG